CGUAGCUGUCAGUAGGAACUGCGGGCGGCGGGUGAAGGAUGUGUCCGCACCGCUGCGCUUGGAUGAAUUAAACAAAGGAAGACAUUUUGGGGAUGAAAAGUACCAGCGAGCAGUUUGCUCGAUUGGAAUGGUUACAAAUUCAGUGUGUUUGGAAGAAGUAGAGGAGACGUCCGGCUAGCAAGCGUAGAGUAUAGGCUAACCUAGUUUAGCUAGCUGCUAGCCUAGCUGGCUAGCACACCAUCCGCAGGACGUCAGCGCGUCCACAUCCUCGCCGUGCUUGGCGGUGCCUGCUCCGGUGUCGCCUCCCUGCUGCUUUCUUCUCUGCCGAGGUGGUUUGCGGAGCCGUAACUGUGGCGGGGCAACGCGCGUCACCCGUGGCGACCCGGGCGGACGGAUUCAAGUGACAACGCCGGGAGUGGGACAGCUCUCAUCGGAGCAUGGCCGAACUUUCAACCUUGUCUCCGUCGCCGCCCACUUUGGGCGACCCCCACGUGGCUCCCUCCGUUCCCUCGUCCUCGCCGGUGGCCCCUGCUCCGCCCACACCCAUGUCUUUGACUGGAAACACCCCCGCAGCUAAGCCAGAGGGCGUGACCUCUGCGCUGCAGCCACCUCAGAGUCCUUCAAAGGUCGUCCCCCAGAGCCCUGUGGGUGCCCCGUGCGUGGAUCAGGGGGCGGCGCCACAGAAGCAGGACGAUGAGGCAGCAAAGACUGGAGCUCAUGUUGAGUGUCAGGAGCUUCUCUGCAACGAAGCACCAGUUGCAGCCUCACAAGAUGCAUUCUCCAGUGAGCCAGCCCCUCAGAGGGAGGUACAACAGGUGUCCCCCUCCCCUGACCUCACCCCUGGCCCGAAUCUCUACCCCAGUGUGCACGUCACCGACAACCCGCACCCUGGAGUGGAUGGCACCACCCAACCCACAGGCGCUGACACCACAGCAGCCGAGGAGGAGAAACCUCAGCAAGGACAUUCCCCCAGGAGUCCACCUCCACCUAUCUCCCCCAAGCCUCAGAGUCCCAUUAAAGCACAGCCGCCAUGCAGCCCCACCGCCAGGGCCGGGCACCCUUGCCCAACGGUGCCGCUCAUCCAAGAGCCUGCCCCCUGCCUCCCACUGGCCACCUCGCGCCCUGCCCCAGACACUCUCAGCUACCUAGAAUCGGCCAGCCUGAUGUCGGGCACCCUGGAGUCCCUGUCUGGCCUGGGGGAGGACGGAAGCUCGGUGGGCUCGGACUCGGAAAUCAAUGGCUUGGCGGUCAAGCGCACUGACAAGUACGGAUUUUUGGGUGGCAAUCAGUACAGCGACAUCAGUGACAAGGAAGUUCGAGUUGAAGUGUCCCGGCAGAGGGAGAUGAAAUGGCUGGAUAUGUUCAACAAUUGGGAUAAGUGGGUGAAACAUCGCUUCCAGAAGGUGAAGCUGCGCUGCAGGAAAGGGAUUCCGUCGUCCCUCAGGGCCAAAGCCUGGCAGCUGCUGUCCAACAGCCAGGAGCUGCUCGAGGCCAACAGCGGCAAGUUUGAGGAGCUGGAGAGGGAGCCAGGAGAGGCCAAGUGGUUGGACAUCAUUGAGAAGGAUCUCCACAGGCAGUUCCCCUUCCACGAGAUGUUUGCUGCACGUGGGGGCCAUGGGCAACAGGAUCUUUACCGGAUCCUCAAGGCCUACACCAUCUACAGGCCAGAUGAGGGCUACUGCCAGGCCCAGGCUCCUGUGGCUGCUGUGCUGCUCAUGCACAUGCCUGCUGAGCAAGCCUUCUGGUGCCUGGUCCAGAUAUGUGAGAAGUACCUUCCGGGCUACUACAGCGCCGGGCUGGAGGCCAUCCAGCUGGACGGCGAGAUCUUCUUCUCGCUGCUGCGCCGCACGUGUCCCAUAGCCUACCGCCACCUCAAGAAGUUCAAGAUUGACCCCAUUCUGUAUAUGACCGAGUGGUUCAUGUGCAUCUUCUCACGUACUCUGCCGUGGGCAUGCGUGCUGCGUGUGUGGGACAUGUUCUUCUGUGAAGGCGUGAAGAUCGUGUUCCGUGUAGGCCUGGUGCUGCUCAAACAGAUGCUCGGCUCCGCGGACAAACUGGGGGAGCUGCAGGGCAUGUACGAGACCAUGGAGCGUCUGAGGAGCAUCUCCCCCGACACCAUCAGGGAGGACACUCUGGUGCAGGAGGUGAUUCUGCUGCAGGUCACCGAGGGGCUGAUAGAGCGGGAGUGCACCAUCCAGGUGAGGAAGUGGAGAGAGUCCAGAGGGGAGCUGACGCACCAGCCGGGCCACCGCCUUCACGGUACCAGAGCCAUCUUUGAGCACAAACGCCGCGCCGCCUCCAUCAGCUCCGGUGGCAGUUUCUCUUUCUUGGGCAGCUCCAUUCCUCCGCCAGGACCCCUCCGGGCCUCCUCAUCUUUACUCUCACUUCCUGGCUUCCGGAAGUCCAAAGCACCUUUCCACUCUCAAGCCAAGAAAGGCUCCUUCUCUGGUCCGUCUGGUUCUGAGGGGAUGCGUCCUCAGUCGCCUCCCGCGGCCACAUCCAUCUCGGCCCGUGGCACCAGCCACAAACCACCCAUUCCUCCUGGGGCGGGGCAGAGGGCGCCCCAGGUGCAGAGCCCUCUAGUUGGGAGCGGAACACCUCCUUGUGGACCCUCUCUGGCCCCGGACACGCCACCUCCAAGUCAAAGCACACCCCCGCCCAACACUCUGUCUCCCUCCCCGAGGAUCGUCUCCGAGCAGAUCACGCCCGCUAUCCCCUCCCCCACCGCCAACAACGCUCCUCUGCCGCCUUGCGUUGACGUCAAGAAGGAAACGGCUGAGGCCACACCGACGCCGCCACCGCCCAUUGGGGAAGAUGGACGCAAGAAGAAGAAGAGCAAAGAGGACAAGAAGAAGGAGCGGGAGGACGAGAAGAAGAAGCUGAAGGAGAAGAAGGAGAGGGAGAAGGCCGAGAAGGAGCGGCUGAAGAAGGAGAAGGAGAGGCUGGAAAAGGAGAAGAAGAAAGGGGGCAAGAAAAAGGACAAAGGAGGGGCACAGGCCGAAGAUAAAAAUGGAGCGGCGGCAGCGAGAGAUUCGGCCUAGUUUGACCAUCAAAAGAAAGAGGUCAGCGGGACAAAAGACCCUCAGAGAUGGAGCGUUGCAUAAAAUAAUGGAAUGACCUUCAGGAUGGUGGUUUUAAAAAGCACCAUGGGGUGCGGGGUGGGAGGCUUUUUGCUCCUCUUCUAUGUUUUAAACAGGCUGUGAGCUCGUUUUCAUUACAGUCCUCUUUUCAACUAAUAUUUUAAUUUGAAUGCAGCGAGGAAGACUGAGGUGCCACAGAAGAUGUAAAUAAUAAUAACAACCUCCACCUCCACUUGCCUCCAAAGACAUUUAAUUGGCUCCUGUUCAUCGCUUCCUGCCCGCCUCCCCCAGCUGUACUACAUGUGGGAAAACCCCUGGAAGACAGAACCUUUCUGUCCCGCAGCCGGAUGUUGACAAACUUAUUUAUUGUCUCGUUAGAUGUUGUGUGUGCCUUAGUAGCGUAGUGUCACUGUGGCGUGUGCGCCCCCCCUGCUGACGUGGACCCGGAGGGACACACACAACACACAAGACCAGGGAGAAGAGUCCAACCAUGUAGAGGUGCUUCAGAGAGGAGUGUGUGUGUUUUUAUUUUUAACUACGACUUUUUUGGGUUCGUCUUAGGUUUUUCUUUUUAAUAGUUUUUAGUUUUGGCCUCAGUGCUGACACCUGAAGCAGACGUGUAAUGACAUACGAGUGUUAAUAACAACAAGGAAAUUAGACCAAUAAGUAUUACUUAAAAAAACAAAACAAGUAUGCAUUUAAUUUAACCAAAUGUCAGAAUGUGCCCGGAGCUUCCGAAGACGAUGAAGGAUGACCUUUGCACUUGUGAGCUAGUCACACUGAAGUCCACCAAUGCCGUGGUUCUCUGAGUUAUUAAAAAAAAGAAAAACACUUAAGUUUCCUGCCACUCCUAAUGAGCGCGUUAGGAAGCUGCUUGACCCCGUGGUGCCAGGUGCGCCCAUGUAGCAUUAUCCUUCGGGCCCUGAUGUAUUUAUGUACAAAGUUGGCUAAUUUAAUCAAAUAUAUUAUGAAUAUUAUUAUUUUGGAUCGGACUAUUUUUCUAUAUGAGUAGCGAGCGCCUGGUUGACUGGAACGUUGUCCGACUGCACACGACGUUGCCGCUUUCCUUCUUUUUUUUUGAAGCAAGUAGUCUUCAGCGAGAAGCUCGAUGCUGUAGUGAACUUUUUGGGAGUUGAAGGUCUUAACUGGUGAGCGUCACUUCCUGCUUCUUCAUUUGUGAGCUCGUCGCCCCGCCGUGCGUGUUGCCUAGGCUACUAUUUACGCUCGGUGUUCUGGACCGUUAACGUAUUGUGACAACGGGCCACCAGGACCGGAUGAGCAGCGCCAAACGCCCUCUCCUCCGCCGCCUCGGGUUGUCUUAGUGAAGGAUUGUGGGACUUUGUGUAGCCAACAUGUCCUCCCAUUAGCCGCCAUGCCAGUACGAACACGCGCACGCCGGUGUAGCGUUGACCUGAACACUUCUAUGCAAACUGAUCUUCACCAUACCCUUGGCGGGACUGAAAAAGAAUGGUCUUGGACGCCGCCGUCAAGUGAGCAAUAUGUCCUCGCAGCGCUCCAUGCGUCGCCAUGGUGACCAGACUCACCGAGGACAACAAAGAAAACGAAGUGCAUUUCCGUCAGGUCCUUUUGUGCAUUUCUUAUCUGAAAAACAUAGUUCUGUGUUAAAUUUGAACCACUCCACUGAUGCAAAUAUUUAAAAGGCUGUUUGUCUUUUUAUUUUGUGUGUGCGUUUUUUUAGUUUACAAGUCACUCCGGUGAAAGUCAGUUAAAAUCUAGGCUAAUUGAAUCCAUUCCUUCACACCUACAAGUGAUGUAUUACAUGAUCAUGAUGAUGACAUUUGUGAUGAGUAAUAAACCAUAAUAAUAUAUUACAUUAGCUAUUCUCCUAUGUAUUCUUGCGACACUGGUAGAGGUAAUAUUUCUAAACAAAAAAGAAGAUGGAAGAAACGUGCCAGAUAUUUUUAGUAAAUCAUCUCGUUUCAUUUUUAGCCAGUUAAAGUAGGCAGAGUUAUUAUUUUUACCGAAGGUUCAUCCGCUAUGUUGUUUUUAUGAUUAGUGCAGUCGUUUUGCAAAACAACAUAAAACGCUGUAACUUGUGUUUAUGGUGUGUGUGUGGUUUUAGCUGUCUUCUCGUACAUGCAGUUACAUGGAUCUCCACUGGGUGUCGUCAAAUCUGACUCUGUUUUGACUUGUAUUCAUUGUUAGCUCCCGCCAUCCCUACCCCACAGAGCCACGGAACACAGACGCUAUUGUACAAAAAGAAAGAGGUUUUUAUUCACAGUUUGUCCCUUUUAUUCAUUACAGAGGAAGGCGAGGAGGCGUCGUUGAGUUUACAGAGGAAGAGUGGACCACUCAGGAAGGCGAGGAGAGAAAGUAAUCGAAGACGUUUUCUUUCGGCCAUUUCUCUCCUUACCUUCUGACAUAUCCUCACUUAAAGGAGACACGUACAUCAUCUCCAACUAUUACACUUGCACUCUUUUUUUCUCUAGCCAAGAGGACCUCUUCAGAAUGGGAAUGAGGCCCUCAGGUGGUCUGCUCCUCUCCUCCAGUGGGCUCCUGUCAAGGCAAGAGGGCCACUAGGAGGACUCUUUUACGGACCUUUUAUGACUCUGUGGUGGCCUCAGCCAUCUUCUAUGCUGUGGGCUGCUGGAGAAGGGGCAGCACGGACAGGGACAGGAGCAGGAUCAAUAGGCUGAUCAGGAGAGCGAGCUCUGUCCUGGACGGUUCUCUGGACUCUGUGGAGGAAGUGGGGGAGAGAAGGAUGUUGGCUAAGCUGACAUCCAUCAUGGACAACACCUCUCACCCGCUACAUGACACUGUUGUUUCCCUGAGCAGCUCCUUCAGCAGCAGACUGUUACACCCACGGUGUAAGAGGGAGAGGUUCCGCAGGUCCUUCAUACCGACCGCUGUCAGGCUCUACAACACCUGCACCACCUGAACCAUGUUGUAGACACUAUGCUUUCUUUACACUGUACUCUUUACUUGUUUUGCUUGCUUGCUGCUGUAACAAGUAAAUUUCCCUGCUGUGGGAUAAAUAAAGUACAUA
Messenger RNA from Dunckerocampus dactyliophorus (ringed pipefish), 6087 nucleotides. RefSeq names its product TBC1 domain family member 10A-like. The transcript is spliced from 11 exons. The record is from RefSeq and is a predicted model, not a curated record. Bases 438 to 3041 code for a protein of 867 amino acids. NCBI's taxonomy places the organism in Eukaryota, Metazoa, Chordata, Actinopteri, Syngnathiformes, Syngnathidae.